Messenger RNA from Sphaerodactylus townsendi, 1607 nucleotides. It is a transcript of the gene SMAGP, whose product is annotated as small cell adhesion glycoprotein. Lineage: Eukaryota; Metazoa; Chordata; Lepidosauria; Squamata; Sphaerodactylidae. The coding region runs from base 212 to 505 and encodes 97 amino acids. The transcript is spliced from 4 exons. The record is from RefSeq and is a predicted model, not a curated record.
GGCGGGAAGGGGGAACGCCUUAGCCUAGCCACCAGAAAGCUAAGCAGCCACUGAAAGAAACUGGAGCUGGAAGAGAGACCGGGAGCAGGAGCUCAAAGAGCAACACGUGGAAUUAUUGUUAUUCUUUUGAUCCAAUGUCAUCGUGACAGCUUUGAAAGAUUUUGAAGUUCUCAACGUGAAAAACUGACAACCUGAGGGAAACAGUGAUGCCAUGGCAGCCGUCCCAACCCCUCCACCACACUCAGAAGACCUACUGACCAGCAUGUUUAUGAAGAAGAUGAUGAAUACACCCACUCUGGAAGAGGAGACCAACGUAGCCGUCAUCGGAGCUGUUAUUGCCGUGGUUUUGGUCACCCUCCUUUCGGUCAUUGUGCUGAUCAUCAUUUACAUGUACAAGAACAAAGGCACCUACCGUACCUACGAACACCGAGAGGCCGAUCGAGAAGGCUCAGUCCAGAUGGAGGAUCUUUCCAAUAAAGGCGAGAAAGAAGAGUACUUCAUCUAGAGAAGAGGACACCAGGUUGCUGGCAUGUUUUGGACACUGACGCUUAGAGGAAAAAGAGCUACCUUUGUUUUAUCUUUUUUAGCAAGGUAUUCAAGCUGUAUUAUUUAUUUCAUUUUAGAUCAGCACCCUUCCCCCAGGAGCUGAAGUUUAAAUGGAUGUUCAGAGUGGUGACCCCUUUCUGAAUUGUGGAAACCCUUGAAAAGGGAGGUUCAGAUUUUACAUUCUUGAACCCUUCCUGCACAGUUGGCCAAAGUGCUUUAAGUUCAUCAGUUGCUCUCACUCCACUUUCAACCUUGCAGUAACAGCAACCAUCACACCUGCUGUUACAUAAAAUAAGCGAGGCUCAAGAGCAGUUCCCUUGCAUGGGAACAUCCUAUGAUUUAUGACCCGACAGCUCCACGACAAACACAUCUCUAUUUUAGCCUAUAUCCUUCUGUGGUAACUUCCAUGUUUUUAUUUUCAUUCAUGACUGUUUCACAGAAGACGCAGCAGCAAAUUCAGGUUGACUGCCAUAACCAGUCCUGGCUCUUUGAGGAGCAUACUGGUAUAACGCAUUUGAUUUGACGCUUUUGUUCAACUCUCCCACUCUUUACAAUCUUAGGUGUAGCUCUAAGAAUUGUAGUGUCUCCAGAGGGGCAAAGAGGAACUACAAAUAAACUCUUGCCUUUGUUUGCUGUUUGGCUCCAGACCCUCUUCUGGCAGGGGAUCCCAUUCUACGACAUACACACCUCUGUGUUCCUGUAAUCUGUGGGUGGACUGGCUUUUUAAAAUUGACUUUUCAUAUCAGUUCAUAUCCUAAGGAGGUAGCUGUCCUGCAGAGGGUUGAAAUGUUCAAAAUAGCCACUAUGUUGAGUUCUCCCUGUUCUGUCUGCAACAAAUACUAACUUCUGGGUCCCAACGUCAUCACGGAGCACAAUUCUUUGCUCUGUAUCAUUGGUUGCCACUGGCAAGGAGACGUGUAGGGAAUUGGCUCACAGUUUAGAAUGUUGAUGUUUGGACAGACUCUCUAGGAGCUUUGUUGAGUUUUAUCAAGUUGUUGUGAACUUUUUAUGCAAGAAUCCGAUCAAUAAGGUAAAAAUAAACGUAACAUCAGUCAAUGGAA